AUGUUUUUUCCACACUCGGAUGCCAACGUUACGGAAGUCUCGCCCGAGGAUGGUUCGGUGGCGAACAUGGACAUCCACAACGAUCGGACGGCAGGAUCCGUGAUGGCCAACGUGGCGGCCGCCGCCAACAACGACAUGACAACGCCACCACUCGUCGACAUGAUAGAGGCACCUGCAGCCGGGCCGCUGUCGUCUGCAGCCCCGGCGGCCUUGUUGACCAGUGACGACAUGACGCCCGACAACUUCCAAAGUGCCAACAACAGCGAUUGCAGCAGCCCCUCGGCGAUGUCCGGCGACCAGCCGAUGUGGUUGGAGCCCGAGCUCAACGACGCGGCGUGCCUGUUCGUCGUCCAGUGUUCACAGGAGGGGGACGACUGGGCCCUGGCCACUUGUCUGAUGGCCCUCGCAUUGACAUUUAUUGGGGACGGCGUGUUCUUAUCGCUGUUCUUGUUCGACUCGCGCUUCGGCAUUGCCGACAGGGUUCCGCCCGGCACGCGCACCCUGGAACACAUGGCCAUAUACGCGCUGUUCUUCUAUGCCAUCGGGCCGUUUGCAUGUGCCUUAGUCAACCGACAUGGCUUUAGAACAAUGAUGUUUUUGGGAAGUAUGUUGACAAUAGCUUGGUCGGCGUGUCUGUGGUCGGUCAACGAAGUGUUCGUCGACAAUAGAGGAUUAUUUUUGGCCGUCGUCGGCGGGACAGGCGCGGGCCUGAUGCGAACGUCGUUUACCAUCCUGUUGUCGUUGCUGUACAACCUAUCCCGUCAAAAAGUUCAUUUGUGCAUGGACCUGGGCGGUUUCAGUGGCAUGAUGAUAGUGGCGCCGUUAACGGAGUACUCCAUUCUCUUAUUCAAAUGGAAGACAGCCUUGAUGAUCAAUAUGAUGCCACAGAAAAUCGAAGUGGUCGCUGACAAACCUAAAGUCAUUGUGGAACAUCCCGUGCAGAGAAAAGCCGCGGCCGUCGCAAAGAACGCGCAAUCGUUGGAGAAAAACCAUUAUUUUCCUACCGUUUGGAACACCGUUGGCAAUCGAAAGUUGCGUGUAGUGCCUUUUACGGCCGACACCCCAGUGCUAAGUCGAAUAGACAACCUCAGGUCAAUCGGCUUGCUCCGUCUGGGAAGGCUAUACACGGUAAGGGAGCCCGAAAUGUACGUCCGCAACUUGAACGGCUGCUUCGGACCUACUUUAGUGGGUAGUAGACCCAUGUACAGAGACGACGUACUUUACACCGGCAAUAUAUUUAACUUGCUCAACGAAAAUUUAAAGGUACACUUAAAAAUACAAUCUAAUAUCAGGCGUGCUCGUCGAGUGUACAUAUCAAACGGCGACGAACUUAACGGGUGGACCAAAUUGUGCCCGACGUCCGUGAGGCGAACCUUUAACUCUAUUAUGAAUCCUAACAUUUGGGGAACUGUUCCCUUUAUAUUGUUUGCCGCUAGCGAAUUUUUAGUUCACGCCGCUUGUUUCCUGCCGCUCAUGUUCAUCAAAGGUCCACCUGGUAUGAUGAAAUCAUCUUGGGAAGCCGUGAUCACGUUGAUCGCUGGGUGUUAUGGAAUGCUGACUGGUCGAGGCUUGGGGUUCGUAUUACACGAGACCACAGCAACUGCUGUACCCAUAUACACCGUGAGCAUAGUUCUGAUAGCAAACGGUCUGUCGCUCUUUCUGUCCGCCACGGCCGACUUGGCUAGGAUCUUGCCUUAUUUCGCCAUAUACGGCAUAUUUUUCGGUUAUUAUAAUUCGGUGCAAAUCGCAUUGGUGUACAACGUGUUCCCCGUGCACCUGUUCAACAACGUAUUCGGAUACAUUUACUUGGUCCGGGCACUAGGCUCGUGCUUUGGAAUCCUUAUAGCAGUGAAGAUCCAAGAGGACUGCCAGCAGAGCAAUGAAAACGUUUACAUGUAUGCCGGUAUGCUAAUGUUCACGGCCGGCAUUUGCGUGGGUUUUUUGCAAGCCGCUGUCAACUGCAAGACAAUGGCCGAUAGGGAAUCUUCGAGCACGUUGUAUAACCGAUACCCGGACGCUGUGUACCCCACAAGUAUUGUGACCAAGGUUACGGCUUGUCCGCCAAUUUUAAUCACGUGA
Adelges cooleyi (spruce gall adelgid) is the source of this 2079-nucleotide messenger RNA. RefSeq lists its product as uncharacterized. Gene Ontology annotation, molecular function: monocarboxylic acid transmembrane transporter activity. The record is from RefSeq and is a predicted model, not a curated record. The coding region runs from base 1 to 2079 and encodes 692 amino acids. The transcript is spliced from 9 exons. Gene Ontology annotation, biological process: monocarboxylic acid transport. NCBI's taxonomy places the organism in Eukaryota, Metazoa, Arthropoda, Insecta, Hemiptera, Adelgidae.